Messenger RNA from Cryptosporidium ubiquitum, 1302 nucleotides. RefSeq lists its product as uncharacterized. The record is from RefSeq and is a predicted model, not a curated record. The transcript has a single exon. The coding region runs from base 1 to 1302 and encodes 433 amino acids. Lineage: Eukaryota; Apicomplexa; Conoidasida; Eucoccidiorida; Cryptosporidiidae.
AUGGUUGGUCUCUUGAACCGUCCGGAGGAUGUCUCUCCGAGCCCUGCAUUCAGCUCAAUUCCCCUAACUGGCCCAGUUGUUGACGAGGAGCUGCUUCGUUGGGUAGCAGAAGCUGAAUAUCUCGGUGUUUCCAGGGAAACUGCGAUCUUGAUUGCUACUAAGAGAAGGGCAUUAAAUCUGAACAAAUCUGGGAAUAAUCUGGUAGUAGAUGAACAAAAGUGUAUUCCUUUGGCUUCUGAAAGGCCGCCUUCUUGUUCUAAGGACAUUUCUCAAUCACCUAUUAGUGCGAUUAGGGCAGAGGCAGAUGUAUGUGUUAAGCAAGACUCUGGAGUAGCUUCCCUACCUGGAACGGAUCAUGAAUCGUGCUCGGAAGGUUGUGACUGCGAAGGUCACCUGGACUUGGGAUUACAGGAAGAGCAACCACAGAAACCUAUUAGCAUUGGUCUCAAAAACUCUUCUUCACAAACAUCUUCUACUCAAGAGACAAUUACUACUAAGUUUGAUGGUCCACUUGACCAAGUUAUCAAUACAGCUAUUGCUCAUAUAAACUUAGACGAAUCAAAGAGAAAGAAAAAGAAGAACAAAAAAAAAAAGAAAUUCUCUCAAAAAAAUAUUUUUAACACUUCUUCUCAUAGUGACAAUAUAUCUAAUGUGAUUUCGAGUCAAUGUACCAAUGCUCAACUUCUCAAAACAAUCGUGGAAAAAGACUCCAGCUCGAAAAUGGUGCUCAGUGAUGAUAAUAAUAGCAGUGUUGACACAACCAUGGGAGUAGUAAAUUCCGGAACUAACCAAGUAGAUAGGUUAACUACUUAUUGUUCUGGUCUAGAUGCAGUAGUAGCUGCACAUAGUAACAACCCAUUCAAUAAUAAUGGCAGAAAUUAUAAUAUUAAGGUUAAAAGAAAGAAGAGAUUUUAUCAGAAGAACUGUAGCAAUCCUAGCUCAUCGUAUAAUAAACAAAAUACUACACAGAACACACAGGUUAACUCGACUCUUAACGAUUUCCCAGAGCCCUCUAGAAUGAACCUUAAACAUACUAAAAGAAAUUUCAAUAGAAACAGAAACAGUUUGGGGCUUAAUCCAAACUCUAUCUCCCAUAAGGUAACUGAUAAUGGCAAUCACACAACAUUAACCAAUCCUGAACUUAGAAACCCCACCCAACAACAUAAAAGUAAUGGAGGAAACGGUAGGCGUGCAAAUAACUCUGAAAGAGGCCGUGUCAGGCCUAGAAAAUCAGAAGCUGUAGAACAUGUCCGUGAACAACUUCGGAUCGCUUUUAGGUCCAGAGGAGUUUUGGAAAUUUAA